AUGGAGAUGGAGCAUCACUCCACGGAUCAAGAACACCGCCAGAUUCCAGAGCGCCGCGCCCAAGACCAAGGCUCCAACGGUUCUUCCUCUUCCGCAACAUGCAAUCCGAUCAGACGCGUUGCCGAGUACAUGACUGGUGGCCGAGCGGAAUCUUGCGGCCGGCUUCGAUCCCUGAUGCCAUCCUGCUUGCGGGGCAGCCCGUCAGGGCCUCCGCCGCCGACGAGGGUGCACCAAGUCUGGCCCGGGAUAAACGUGUUCUUCUUGGACGGCCGUGUGAUCUGCGGGCCUGACCCGCGAGGCCUUAUCCUGACAGCCAUGGCAAUCCUGCUCUCAGAAUGGAUCUUCCUAUCCUACGUCGUUGAUCCGUCGUCGGCACACCCGGCUCUCGUCUCCGCGUCUUCCCUCGUCCUGUUGGCAACUGUGACUGCAAGUUUCGCAAUGGCCGCAACAAGAGACCCCGGAAUCAUACCAAGAAACAAUCCGGCUGCACUCUCACCAUCAUCAGUAGAAGAUGGAACAGCAGGUUCUGCAAGAACGGCUCAUCCGAGUCGGUUCCUAGUCGUCAACGGCGUCGAGGUGCGGCUCAAGUUCUGCCGGACCUGCAAAAUCCACCGCCCUCCCAGAAGCUACCACUGCGCCGUCUGCGACAACUGCGUCGACAAGUUCGAUCAACACUGCCCCUGGAUAAGCCAGUGCGUAGGGCUGAGAAACUACAGGUUUUACUUGCUGCUGAUGUGCUCGGCGUUAGCAUUCUACGCAUUCAUAUUCACGUUCUCGGUGACAAGAAUCAGAGUCAAGCUGGACGCUGCCAAUGCUGAAGUCUUCGGUUAUUUGGUCACAGCUUUGCCUGAAACGUCUGCGCUUGCAGCACUCAGCUUCAUGGCUGUCUGUGUCCUGGCGUGCCUUCUGGCCUCCCAUGCCUUCCUCGUAGCCAAGAACAAAACUAGCCAUGAGAGGUACAAAGGGCGGUACCGUAGCUCGCCCAAUCCCUACGACAAGGGAGUUGUUGGAAACAUCAAAGAGUGCCUCUUUGACAAGCUCCCGCCUCCAAGAGUCGAUUUCAGAGCCGCCGCCGCUGCCGAGGCCGAGCUAAACUUUGGUUCAUCAGCUCAGCCCUCAGCCGGCGCCGACAACGACGACGGCGAGCUAAACUUUGGUUCCUCAAGGUGA
This is a messenger RNA of Miscanthus lutarioriparius, 1170 nucleotides long. The record is from the annotation of a GenBank genome assembly. Lineage: Eukaryota; Viridiplantae; Streptophyta; Magnoliopsida; Poales; Poaceae.